Pyrenophora tritici-repentis Pt-1C-BFP is the source of this 693-nucleotide messenger RNA. RefSeq names its product Cupin-1 multi-domain protein. Gene Ontology annotation, molecular function: manganese ion binding. The record is from RefSeq and is a predicted model, not a curated record. Gene Ontology annotation, cellular component: cell wall. Lineage: Eukaryota; Fungi; Ascomycota; Dothideomycetes; Pleosporales; Pleosporaceae.
AUGAUCUCCCCCAUCAUCAUCCUCACUACCUUCCUCCCCUCCCUCCUCGUUGCCGCCAACUCUGCAGCCUCUAAGUCACGCACCCUCAACCCAGAACUCAACGCCGCUCUCAAGAACGCCGCCACAACCUAUGACCGCAACGCCCUUCUCUCCGCCCCCGAAGAUUGGUACUACGACUUCAACCAACACCCCAACUUCAACAGCCCCACGGGCGCCGUCAUAAACGCUGAUGCCGCCACCUUCCCCGCCGUCACGGGUCUGGGGUCCAGCGUCGCUCUGCUCAAACUGGCGCCGUGCGGCAUGUUGCCGCCGCACUUGCACCCGCGCGCCACUAACAUGGUAACUGCGAUUACGGGAAACACGACGACGUACAUGAUUGGUGAGAAUGGCGUUACUAUGCGCAAGGUAGAUUUGACGCCCUUGAUGGUUACCUUGUUUCCCCAGGGUAGCCUGCAUAUGAUGCAGAACAAUGAUUGCGAACCCUCCCUCCUUCUCAGCUCCCUCAACAGUGAUGACAGUGGUACACUGAACAUCCUGCCCAGCCUCUGGAUGGUGCCUCAGGACAUCAUCGAUGCAGCUUUCGGUGAUGCUUCCAUGGACAAGGAUAAUAUGGGCAAGGGUAUCCCCGCUGUCGGCACCGGUGCUAUCAUCGGUAGUGCAGAGUGCAAGAAGAGGUGUGGAAUCUCGAACUGA